UGGAUGUGCCUCAAGCUGGACUUCGAGGUGCUCAGAUGUCUUGCUCAGCACCCUGACAUCCCUGCGAUCCUGGUCCUCAAUAAGGUGGACCUGCUUAAGACCAAGGACCGGCUACUGGAUAUCACAGCAGAGCUGACGUGUGGAAUCGUUAACGGACGUAAAUUGCACGUCAGGCCGGUGAUAAAGCCUCCGUGGGCUGAGAAGAGGCUGCAGAGAGACUCUGAGUCCUCGCUGGAAGAGGAAAGUCAGGGGGGCGGCGGCAUGCUGAGCAAAGAGCAGCUGAAGGUGCUGAGGGGUCAGCGGGGCUGGCCUCACUUCAAAGACGUCUUCAUGACGUCGUCGGUGGACAGAGAGGACGUGGACACGCUGAAGAGUUACUUCCUGGUUGCAGCGAAGCCGGGCUCGUGGCCGUACCACAGCGAGGUCCUGACUGACCAGCCCGAGGAGCUCUGCACCAACAUCAUCCGAGAGAAGCUUCUGGAGUAUCUGCCGCAGGAGGUGCCCUACUCAAUGACUCAGUCCAUUGAACUCUGGCAGGAUAGAGAAGAUGGCGACCUGGAUAUUUCUGUGAAACUGAACGUCAGGAAGGAAACACACAUGAAGAUGGUGAUCGGCGCAGGGGGUCAGGUGGUGGCUCAGAUGGCCCGAGAGGCGGGCGAAGACCUGAGCCGCGUCUUCCUCAGGGAAGUGAAGCUGAAGCUCUCGGUGAAGCUGAGGAAGUGAAGAAGAUGGAAGAAAGACUUUGAAAUGCAUAAACCUCUGAAGGGAUGAAGACGUGGAAAGAUGGAGGACGGACAUGAAGAGUCGAAGCAGGAGCAGUGACCUCCACAGACGAGAUGUUUCCUGGAAACGCCUCCUUCUUUUUGACUUUAUCUGCAGCCUCCUUUCAUGCACACUCACACCUCGUUAUAAAGACUCCUUAAGUGAGGAGGCAACAGAGGACAUGUUGGUGUCAUGGUGGAGAGAGAUUUAACUCGUCUUUAUCAAGUCAAAUCGAGAAAUGACAGCAAUAAAAAACCCGGUUGAGGAAUGAAA
Messenger RNA from Labrus bergylta (ballan wrasse), 1035 nucleotides. Lineage: Eukaryota; Metazoa; Chordata; Actinopteri; Labriformes; Labridae. The record is from RefSeq and is a predicted model, not a curated record.